Molecule: messenger RNA, 4265 nt
Organism: Schistosoma haematobium
Lineage: Eukaryota; Metazoa; Platyhelminthes; Trematoda; Strigeidida; Schistosomatidae
Exons: 1
Coding region: 2790-3452 (220 amino acids)
Source: RefSeq, a predicted model, not a curated record
ACACUUUGAUUGUAACUUCGCGCGAAUUCGGUUACGUUCUGUAACCAAGCUUGUAUCCUGGCACGAUCUCGGUAUCCUUUCGAUGCCACGAGAUCGCCAGCAAAUAUAUAUCUCGACUUGGUCCAUUAAUUGCCUUCUGGUAUUUGGCUUCUCGGAGAUUUUAUGGGUUUCUUUGGUUACGUUCAACCUUCGCCUUCUGAUUUAUUUGGCACGUGUUUCUUGGUAGCGGUGUUCAUAGUUAAUCUCAACUCGACACCACGCUACAAUUGGUGACCCGUAUUUUGGAACACGCCUCAGCUUCUGGUCAAAUCUUCCAAAGAAGCCAAUUCGGUGAGUCUAUGAUUUAUCUAUCCACGUCUGUCGUAUAUUUUCAUAUUUUUAAUAUAUAAUAUACGCGACAUGACGGAUAACGAUAAGAAUAGUAUUAAUAUAAUAGACUCACACGUAUGUGUACCGAAUCCUUGUCACUUUUUAUUCGCGUGAUGAUGAAUUCCACGCUUUAUUCGAGAAAUGUUACCCUAUUAACGAUUCUCCUCGCUGACCCGGCUGCUUGGUACGGAAUGCAUACGCAUAAGCAUAUCCGUCUACCACCCAGCACCAAAUGGUUAAGUUGAACGGUUUCACUGCCAACUUAAAAGUGUUCUACGAGCACACGAAAACGGCAACUGGCACGAAACCUUACCGCUCGUUCUUUUAGGGGUGAAAACGAGCCUGAAGGCAGAUAUGCAAUGUUCCGCCGCUGAACUGGUAUACGGCACGACAUUGCGUCUGCCUGGAGAAUUCUUCACACCACGGAGCAGACCUAAUUUCGCUAAAUCAGACUACGUCCAACGACUGUCUGCAUUUAUGCGAACGCUGUCUCCGGUGUCAACUCGAAUACAACAUCGACAGGUCGCUCUCCCUCGAGAGUUAUCUACCUGUUCACAUGUUUUUGUACGAGUAGAUUCGGUACGCAAACCUUGCAACAACCUUACGAAGGCCCUUUUCACGUGAUCGCUCGUCACGAAAAGACCUUCAAGGUUGAUCGACAUGGCCGCGUCGAGAUCGUCAGCAUUGAUCGUCUCAAACCAGCACACGUCGAUGACAGUGCCCUAUCUGACAACCUGAGAUUCAAUGCUAGACCUAGCAAACCUAGCGGGAUCCUUAAAUCUCCUUCAGGUCCCACGCUAGAUGCAUCUGAGACCUCAUUCUCACGUCCCGGUCAACAGCACGCGUCAUCUGCACCUUCUACGGACGAGACGACAGUCUCACGUCCAGAUCAGCAGACCACGCCGCCUCUGACCUCGGAUGAGAUUGCAGGCUCACGAAAUACGAACGAGACUGCCGUCUCACGUUCCGGUCGCCGAGUACGGUUACCCGUACGCUUCAGCGACUAGUCGCACAGUCAACAACCGAUACGGUGUAGGGUUAUUCCUAUACUACACGCAUGCUACACUCCUCUUUUUUGAUUUUCUUUUUGUUUCCUGAGCCCACGCCUUCGACCAUCUCCAUUUGGUUCCGUCGACUUCAGUCAACUUUGGCGAAAGCUGGCCUGAUCACCCACGCUCUUGUCAACGUACUCAGUCGAUAUAUUGGUUUCGAAUGCUUGGCAUACGCUUGGUCUCGAACUUGGUCGUUACGGUCGCUUCUGGUCUUUUGGCUCAACGUGGUUUCGUCCUACGUCUGCAGCGUUUCUGGUGCGCACCUCUACGAACGCCCUCUUCAGAUUCUGGAUACAAACCACUCUGGUGUAGCAUGCCAACUCGAGCAAUAAAUACAACACAUCGCUCCUGGUACUGUUCUCCGAAAACGACCUUCGUUGGCAACUCGACGAUCAACGAUCGCUUUCCUGUUCGCCAAUUCUUCCGUCCUACAAUCGCUCGUCAGCCGAUCAGUCCCACGAUUCAAACCGCUAUUUAUCGAAAGUGUAAACCCUUUCUAGCGGGGGCUCCUGUAGUGACUCACAUUUAUCACGAGAACACGACUGGUUUAAUAAAAACAAUUAUUAUUAUAACCAACUGUACCAGUGUUUGUUUUAACGUGCUUUUGUUUGACUGUGCUAAUGACAGCUAUAUUUUGCUUCCAUUCUGAUACUCACACUUUGAUUGUAACUUCGCGCGAAUUCGGUUACGUUCUGUAACCAAGCUUGUAUCCUGGCACGAUCUCGGUAUCCUUUCGAUACCACGAGAUCGCCAGCAAAUAUAUAUCUCGACUUGGUCCAUUAAUUGCCUUCUGGUAUUUGGCUUCUCGGAGAUUUUAUGGGUUUCUUUGGUUACGUUCAACCUUCGCCUUCUGAUUUAUUUGGCACGUGUUUCUUGGUAGCGGUGUUCAUAGUUAAUCUCAACUCGACACCACGCUACAAUUGGUGACCCGUAUUUUGGAACACGCCUCAGCUUCUGGUCAAAUCUUCCAAAGAAGCCAAUUCGGUGAGUCUAUGAUUUAUCUAUCCACGUCUGUCGUAUAUUUUCAUAUUUUUAAUAUAUAAUAUACGCGACAUGACGGAUAACGAUAAGAAUAGUAUUAAUAUAAUAGACUCACACGUAUGUGUAACGAAUCCUUGUCACUUUUUAUUCGCGUGAUGAUGAAUUCCACGCUUUAUUCGAGAAAUGUUACCCUAUUAACGAUUCUCCUCGCUGACCCGGCUGCUUGGUACGGAAUGCAUACGCAUAAGCAUAUCCGUCUACCACCCAGCACCAAAUGGUUAAGUUGAACGGUUCCACUGCCAACUUAAAAGUGUUCUACGAGCACACGAAAACGGCAACUGGCACGAAACCUUACCGCUCGUUCUUUUAGGGGUGAAAACGAGCCUGAUGGCAGAUAUGCAAUGUUCCGCCGCUGAACUGGUAAACGGCACGACAUUGCGUCUGCCUGGAGAAUUCUUCACACCACAGAGCAGACCUAAUUUCGCUAAAUCAGACUACGUCCAACGACUGUCUGCAUUUAUGCGAACGCUGCCUCCGGUGUCAACUCGAAUACAACAUCGACAGGUCGCUCUCCCUCGAGAGUUAUCUACCUGUUCACAUGUUUUUGUACGAGUAGAUUCGGUACGCAAACCUUUGCAACAACCUUACGAAGGCCCUUUUCGCGUGAUCGCUCGUCGCGAAAAGACCUUCAAGGUUGAUCGACACGGCCGCGUCGAGAUCGUCAGCAUUGAUCGUCUCAAACCAGCACACGUCGAUGACAGUGCCCUAUCUGACAACCUGAGAUUCAAUGCUAGACCUAGCAAACCUAGCGGGAUCCUUAAAUCUCCUUCAGGUCCCACGCUAGAUGCAUCUGAGACCUCAUUCUCACGUCCCGGUCAACAGCACGCGUCAUCUGCACCUUCUACGGACGAGACGACAGUCUCACGUCCAGAUCAGCAGACCACGCCGCCUCUGACCUCGGAUGAGAUUGCAGGCUCACGAAAUACGAACGAGACUGCCGUCUCACGUUCCGGUCGCCGAGUACGGUUACCCGUACGCUUCAGCGACUAGUCGCACAGUCAACAACCGAUACGGUGUAGGGUUAUUCCUAUACUACACGCAUGCUACACUCCUCUUUUUUGAUUUUCUUUUUGUUUCCUGAGCCCACGCCUUCGACCAUCUCCAUUUGGUUCCGUCGACUUCAGUCAACUUUGGCGAAAGCUGGCCUGAUCACCCACGCUCUUGUCAACGUACUCAGUCGAUAUAUUGGUUUCGAAUGCUUGGCAUACGCUUGGUCUCGAACUUGGUCGUUACGGUCGCUUCUGGUCUUUUGGCUCAACGUGGUUUCGUCCUACGUCUGCAGCGUUUCUGGUGCGCACCUCUACGAACGCCCUCUUCAGAUUCUGGAUACAAACCACUCUGGUGUAGCAUGCCAACUCGAGCAAUAAAUACAACACAUCGCUCCUGGUACUGUUCUCCGAAAACGACCUUCGUUGGCAACUCGACGAUCAACGAUCGCUUUCCUGUUCGCCAAUUCUUCCGUCCUACAAUCGCUCGUCAGCCGAUCAGUCCCACGAUUCAAACCGCUAUUUAUCGAAAGUGUAAACCCUUUCUAGCGGGGGCUCCUGUAGUGACUCACAUUUAUCACGAGAACACGACUGGUUUAAUAAAAACAAUUAUUAUUAUAACCAACUGUACCAGUGUUUGUUUUAACGUGCUUUUGUUUGACUGUGCUAAUGACAGCUAUAUUUUGCUUCCAUUCUGAUACUCACACUUUGAUUGUAACUUCGCGCGAAUUCGGUUACGUUCUGUAACCAAGCUUGUAUCCUGGCACGAUCUCGGUAUCCUUUCGAUACCACGAGAUCGCCAGCAAAUAUAUCUCGA